AUGAGAUUAAAAAAGGAUAAUGGUGUAUUGAACUGUCCUCCUAAUAAUGGUGGUGCCGGUGGUGGUACAGCUGCUAAACCUCGAGGAGGAGGAGGAGGCGGAACCAGUAGAGGAACUGGUGGUAGUGCUUCAAAAAGUAGAGGAGGCGGAGGUGGAGGAGGAGGUGUAGCCAAAAGUGGAGUUCAAAAAUCCGGAUCUUCUGGCCGUUCCGUUGGCGGCAGCGGUGGCAGUAGUAGUCGAUCGGGUGGUGGAUCGUCGUCUAUCGGUAAAUCUCGCGGCGGUGGUGGCGGCGGCAGUAGUGGAGGACAGUCAAGAGGUGGCGGCGCCGGUGCAACAAAAACAAGUGGUUCGUCAAAAAGCAUAUCGUCGUCAAAAGGUUCGGGUAGUAAACGUCAAAGUGGUAGCAGUAGUAGUAGUAGUGGUGGCAAAAUUGGCAGCACUGGUAUGUCUGGCAGUAGUAGUAGUAAUAGACACUCGUCAUCGUCGGGCAAUAGUAGACAAACAAGUGGCGGACGAAGUGGUUCAUCAAAAGGCGGAUCAAUAAGUGGUAGCAUAAGUGGCAAGACUUCUGGAGGCAAAAGUGGUAGCAGUAGUAGUAGUAGUGGUGGCAAAAUUGGCGGCACUGGUAUGUCUGGAAGUAGUAGUAGUAGACGUUCAUCAUCGUCAUCGUCGUCGGGCAAUAGUAGACAAACAAGUGGCGGAAGAAGUGGUUCAUCAAAAGGCGGAUCAAUAAGUGGUAGCAUAAGUGGCAAGACUUCUGGAGGCAAAAGUGGUAGCAGUAGUAGUAGUGGCGGUACUAAGCAAUCAUUGGGUGGAUUAUCAAACAAAAUUGGCACCAGUAGUUCAAAUAAAAACGGUAAAUCUACCAGUAGUUCAUCAAUGAUAGGCUCGGGUAGUAGUAGUAGUAAGAGAUCCAGUGGUAGCGGCACUACUAAUGGCAAAGUGGGUACCGGUAUGUCAAACAACAGAGGAGGAAGAGGUGGUAGUGGGGCUACCAGUUCUAGUGGUAGCAAAUUAUCAUCAAGUUUUGGUGGCAAAAGCGGUAGCAAAUCAAGCGGCAGUAGUUCGAGCACCGGUACUAAAAGUAGCGGUAGUAGUAGUUCAUCAUCAAUUGGCAAUCGUAUUAAACAAUCGGCUGGUAGUAUAACCAACAACAACAAAAAAGGUGGUGGCACCAGUAUUGGUGGUGGUGUAAGCAAAUCGGGUACCGGUAGUAGUAGUAAACGGUCGGGUGGUAGCACCGGCAGCAGUAGCAGCAGCAAUGGCAUAACCAAUAAAAUCGGAACUGGUAUAUCAAACAUCAAGGGUAGUGCAUCGGGCGGUUCAAUUGGUAACGGGAUUAAGUCAACUGGUUUGGGUGGUAGUAAGGGUAGUAGUAGUAGCCGUAAUAGUCGUGGUGGCAAGUCGACGAGCACUGGUAGUUCAGGUGCCGGCAUAAAGGGAUCAUUUGGAGGUAGCAUUAAAGGCAAUUCUGGUAGUACAUCGGGUACGGGUAGAAACAAAAUUAGUGGUCAGAUUGGUGUGAAAAACAGCGGCACAACCAAAACUGGUAUCACUGGUGGUAGUGGUAGUAGUAGUAGUAGUGGUAUCGGUAGUAGUAUUAAAAAUGGUAUCAAUGGCGUCAAGACGAGUAUCGGUAGCGGAAUAACUGGUGGUUCAACUAAAUCUGGUGGCUCUGGUGGAGGAACAAUAGGAGGCAUUAAAACUGGUGGUCAAUCAAAUAGUGGUAUCAAAAAUGGAUUGGGAAGUAUUGGCAGCGGACGAGGAGGACGACAGUCUGGUAGAGGAAGUGGUGUUACUACAAAAACUGGAAAUACUAGAUCACUUACCACUAGAAGACCAAGAGGAGGUGCUGGAAGUGGUAGAGGAGGAUCAUCUAGUGGUGGUGGUGUACUAACUACUAGAAAAUCAGGUGGAAGUGGUUUUCGGACAACUCGUAGAUUUGGUGGUAGUGGUAGUGGUGGUGGAAGAGGAGGAGGAAGAACUACUCGCAGAUCCGGAGUAGGAAUGCCAGCAAUUAGAUCGACACCUCGUGUAUCGAUACCAUCGAUUGGUGGCAGAACUGGUAGUGGUGGUGGUGUUGGAGGAACUGGUGUUCGGUCUACUCCUAGAUCUAGUGGCGGUAGACCUGAUAGUGGUGGUAGUCGUACAACUCGUAGAUCAAAUGGUGGAAGAACUGGUAGUCGAACUACUCGUCGAUCAACUAGUGGUGGAGGCGGCGAUCGAAGGACUACUACACGCAGAUCGGGUGUAGGAUUACCAGCUAAUAGAUCGACACCUCGGGUAUCGAUACCAUCGAUAGGUGGCAGACCAGGUGGUGGUGGAGGAACAGGAGCUGGUAGUCGAACUACUCGUCGGUCAAGUGGUGGCAGAUCUGGUAGAGUAGGAACUGGUGGCAGUCGUACUACUCGUCGGUCAAGUGGUGGUAGAGGUGACGGACGAAGAACUACUCGUAGAUCGGGUGUAGGAUUGCCAUCAAUUAUAACGACCCCAUCGAUUGGUGGCGGCACUGGUAUACUAACUACUCCUAGAUCUACUGGUGGUGGUGGAAGAGGAACAGGAACUGGUGGCAGUCGAACUACUCGUCGGUCAAGUGGUGGCAGAUCUGGUAGAGGAGGAACUGGUAGUCGUACUACUCGUCGAUCAAGUGGUGGCGGACGAAGAACUACUACUGCUCGCAGAUCGGGUGUCGAAUCGGGAACGACACCAUCGAUUGGUGGCGGCACUGGUAUACUAACUACUCCUAGAUCUACUAGUGGUGGUGGAAGAGGAGGAGGAGGAAGAGGAACGGGUAGGAGUCGAACUACCCGUAGAGGAACUGGUGGUAGUGGCGGCGGUAGGACUCGUGGAAGAGGACAGGUAACUGGCAGUAGUAGGACUACCCCGAAGGGCUCAUCAUCUAUAGGACAAAGAAACACGAAGAGAAGCGGAAGAAAUGGUAACUCGAGAGGCGGCGGCGGCAGAGGCGGCAGAGGCGGUGGUAAUGGUAAUCGUGGAACAACUGGUGGACUAAUUGUUACUCAAAGACCCAGAGGAGGAAAAGGCAUAGCAACUAAUAGCUAUACAACAAAUUUGCCGCUAAUUAAUAAAGGAGAUUAUGUGACAAGCGGUGGUCGCUAUAGCGGCGGCGGCACCGGUAUCUCUGGACACAGAGGAUCUGCAAUAAUCGGUAUCAAUCGCGGAGGUGGUGGUAGUAGAGGUAGUAGUGGUAGUAUUAGUAGUAGUGGUGGUGGUAGUAGUAGUUCGAGCAGUGGUAGCAGUCGCGGAUGGCAGAGAGGAGGAUAUGGACGUCAAGGCAGUAGUGGAACUGGUAGUAGUAGUAGUGGUGGUGGUAGUAGUGGUGUAGGAAAUAAUGGAUAUAAUGGAUAUCUAAUUAAAGAAGGAUCAAGUGGUAGUAGUGGUGGUAAAGGUAUUGCAACUGCUGGAGGAACGGUAUCAACAAAUUUUGGAAACAGCGGUAGAGGUGGUAAAGGUAUUGGAAGUGCUGGAGGACGUGGAGGAUCGGUAUCAUCUAAUUUUGGAAGCAGUGGUAGAGGUGGUAAAGGUAUUGGAAGUACUGGAGGAGCUGGAGGAUCGGUAUCAACUAAUUUUGGAAACAGUGGUAGAGGUGGUAAAGGUAUUGGAAGUACUAGAGGAACUGGUGUGGCGACGCAUGGACUAGGAGGAAGAGGAGGAAAGGGUUUUGUUAUUAGCGGUGGUGGCGGUAGUGGCGGCGGCGGCGGCUCGAGAUCGGGUGGUCUGAAAGGCAAUAUUGGCACCGGUAUUGCAGCUGGAAUUGGAACCGCAGUCGGCACUGGUAUGGGAGCGGCUAUUGGAAGCGGUAUCAAUCGUGGAGGAACUGGUGGCGGAAGUAUUGGUGGUGGAAGUGGAGGUGGUUUUAGUAUUGGUGGUGGCCAUGGAGGUGGCCAUGGAGGUGGUGGCCAUGGAAGUGAUGGUAGUAUUGGUGGUGGCAGUGGAAGUGGAAGUGGUGGUGGAAGUGGUGGUGGAAGUGGUAGUGGAAGUGGUAGUGGAAGUGGUAGUGGAAGUGGAGGUUCUAUGAGUUUCGGAGGAAGACCUGGAGUAGGAGGAGGAGGAAGUUGGAGUUCUGGUUACGGAUCGGGUGGUAAAUCAGGAACAGCUGGAGGAACAGGUGAUGGCAGCGGUGGUGGCAGCGGUGGUGGCGUAUCAGUAGGACAGGGUGGUAAUGGUGGACAGUCUGGUUACGGUUACGGUGGAAAUGGUGGUCAGGCUGGCUAUGGUUAUGGCGGUAAUGGUGGACAAUAUGGUAGCGGCGGCGGUUUCGGUGGUCAGGGAAACGGCAAAAAUGGCUAUGUAUGCGGUUGUUUCGCUAUAAACACGACUAUAACAGCCAAUAGCGGUGGUGUCAAUGCAAUAGAAAGUCAAUCUAGUGGACAGUUGGAGGUCAAUAGGAGAACCGGUGGUAUGAAUAAAAAAGGUUACUAUACGGGCAGCGAUUCAAAUCAAUUGUAUAUAUCGGGCCAACAAUUGAAUGGCGAAAACAAUAAUAAUCAAUUGGGCGGAAAGUUAGCUAAUAAUAAUGGAGUUGGUAAUGGUGUCGGUGGUGGUGGUGGGUUCAGAGGUUAUGUCGUACAGGUUCCCUGUCCAUCAUCAUCAUCAUCAUCAUCGCAAACUAACGGUGGUCAAGCAAUUGGUGGAUCAAAUGGAGCAACUUUUACUGGACAACAGUCUACUACAGGACAGUUAGCAAUGGGAAAGUCAUCGUCAAUAGGACAGUCGUCAUCAAUCGAUUACAACAACAACAACAACAAUAAAGAGGAACAACAAAGUCAUAAAAGUAGUGGACAUAACAACAACAACAACAGUGGUAGUGGUCAACAAACUAGCGGUGAAAACCGUAAAAAACGGGAAGACAUUAUUGUCUAUAGUGGACCACAAAAACCUGGUGGCGGUAGUGGUGGUAGUGGUGGUGCUGGUGGUAAUGCCAUUGGACAACAGCAACAACAAACAUAUAAUAGUAAACAGUUUAACACAGAUAGUGGUAGUAGUAGUAUUAGUAGUGGUAGUGGUGAUGGUAGAGUAGGACAAGGAUAUCAUCAUCAAUCGGACAGUAGUAGCAGUGGUAGUAGCAGUUUGCCUAUCAAUGGUAAACAAGCAUUGACCCAAAAUAAUGAUAGAUCAGGAUCAUCAGCAUCAUUAUCAUCACGUUUGAACAGUUAUGUCUACCCGGUUAACAAGCACCUGGAUACUAGUAAUAGUAAAAAAUGUGACGACAAAUUGAGACAACUAAUAAGCUACCCUCACUAUCAACAUGUCUAUCCUCAACCACCACCACCACCACCACCAAUACAUGGUCAUCCAGGAAAGCUAGGUUGUUGUCCUAAAAACUAUAAGGGAGGAAAUGGUGGUAACGGUGGCGAUGCUUAUGCAGGUUCAGGUAGUCAUGGUGGACAGGGUGGCAAUGCAUACGGUGGACCGGGUGGUAAUGGAGGGCCUGGAAGGGAGGCAGGAGGAGGUCGUAGAGGGAAACGUAGUUAUUAG
This is a messenger RNA of Oppia nitens, 5499 nucleotides long. RefSeq lists its product as uncharacterized. The transcript has 4 exons. Bases 1 to 5499 code for a protein of 1832 amino acids. The record is from RefSeq and is a predicted model, not a curated record. Lineage: Eukaryota; Metazoa; Arthropoda; Arachnida; Sarcoptiformes; Oppiidae.